This is a messenger RNA of Yamadazyma tenuis ATCC 10573, 657 nucleotides long. Lineage: Eukaryota; Fungi; Ascomycota; Pichiomycetes; Serinales; Debaryomycetaceae. The record is from RefSeq and is a predicted model, not a curated record.
AACUAUCUUAAAUAAUGGCAGGUUUGGAACAGUCACUCUUCCAGCUCAAGUUCACUGCCAAGCAGUUGAACAAGCAAGCAUCCAAGGCUGCGAAGGAAGAGCUCCAAGAAAAAGCCAAGGUGAAAAAGGCCAUGGUUCAAGGAAACCCUGAUAUCGCCCAGUUGUAUGCCCAAAAUGCCAUACGCAAAGCCAACGAACGAGUCAACUUAUUGAGGCUCUCGUCUCGAAUCGAUGCAGUUGCCUCUCGUGUACAGACGGCCGUGACCAUGCGGUCAGUGACAGGUAACAUGACAAAUGUCAUCAGAGGCAUGGACAAAGCUCUUCAAACGAUGAAUUUGGAACGAAUUUCCAUGGUGAUGGAGAAGUUCGAAACCCAGUUUGAGGAUCUCGAUGCCCUGACGAACUACUAUGAGUCGGCGACCAACAAUGUCAGUGCAUUGACUACCCCACAAGAACAGGUGGAUGAUUUGAUGAGCCAAAUUGCCGAUGAGGCAGGCAUUGAGAUGAAACAAGGGUUGAAUGAGACCAAGGUCGAGAUCAAUACGCCGCCUACCAGUGUGGUCACCGAUGAGAAAGAGGACAAGUUGGCCGAGCGGUUGCGUGCUUUACGUAAUUGAUAAUGCUUUUAGAUCUUAGAUGAGAAUGCACAAAAUGUAA